Messenger RNA from Ficedula albicollis (Collared flycatcher), 1281 nucleotides. RefSeq lists its product as uncharacterized. The transcript is spliced from 9 exons. The annotation marks the transcript as partial. Lineage: Eukaryota; Metazoa; Chordata; Aves; Passeriformes; Muscicapidae. The record is from RefSeq and is a predicted model, not a curated record.
UUGUAGGGAAAAAGGAAAAAGUGAAGAAAGUAUCAGGAGAGAAGAAAGUCAAGAAAACCUCAAAUGUGGGAGGAAAAGCUGCAGCCGAGGCCACGCAGGAAAUUCCGGAAUCGGAGCCGCCCGAUCCCAAAAAUCCCAAUCCCAAAAAUCCCCCAGAGCAGGAUGGGAUGGGGGAGCCUGGGACAGCCCCAGGGGCUGAGCCUGGGCCAGGAUCCCGAGGAAUCCUGUGUGCUGCUGAUCUCCAACCUCCCUGACAAGGGCUGCUCCCCCGAGGAAAUCUCCAACCUGGCCAAACCCUUCGGGGGCCUGCGGGACCUGCUCAUCCUCUCUUCCCAUAAAAAGCUCAGCAUGCGCCCUAAACCCCGGCACCGCAGCCUGGGGGACGAGGAGGCGAUUUUUAUUGCUCUCAUCAAAGAUUCCGAUCCCAAGGUGGAUGCUGCCUCCCUGCGCUCCCAGCUGGUUCACCUGGGGAACCUCCCAGCCGAGGGGUUCCGGGAGCUGGAGGUGGUUUGUGCCGGGCUGCGCUUCGGCAAGGUGGAGCACUACGCCGUGCUCAGCAACCGCCAGCGGGUACAGAAUGGAAAUCAGGGAGAUUUUGGGGAUUUUUGGGGAUAUUUCAAAUUUUGGGGGGAUUUUAUUAGAGAUUUUUGGGCAUUUCUGGGGAUUUUUGGGGAUUUUUGGCCGAGGGGUUCCAGGAGCUGGAGGUGGUUUGUGCUUCGGCAAGGUGGAGCACUGCGUGCUCAGCAACCGCCAGCGGGUACAGAAUGGAAAUCAGGGAGAUUUUGGGGAUUUUUGGGGGGUAUUUUCAAAUUUUGGGGGGAUUUUAUGGGGAUUUUUGGCCGAGAGGUUCCAGGAGCUGGAGGUGGUUUGUGCUUCGGCAAGGUGGAGCACUGCGUGCUCAGCAACCGCCAGCGGGUACAGAAUGGAAAUCAGGGAGAUUUUGGGGAUUUUUGGGGGGUAUUUUCAAAUUUUGGGGGGAUUUUAUGGGGAUUUUUGGCCGAGAGGUUCCAGGAGCUGGAGGUGGUUCUGGGAGCUGGAGGUGGUUUGUGCUUCGGCAAGGUGGAGCACUACGCCGUGCUCAGCAACCGCCAGCGGAGAUUUUUGGGCAUUUGUGGGGAUUUUUGGGGGAUUUUUGGCCGAGGGGUUCCAGGAGCUGGAGGUGGUUUGUGCUUCGGCAAGGUGGAGCACUGCGUGCUCAGCAACCGCCAGCGGGUUCCAGGAGCUGGAGGUGGUUUGUGCUUCGGCAAGGUGGAGCACUGCGUGCUCAGCAACCGCCAGCGG